AUGGCUGACCGCAUCUCCGCCACUCGCCUCCACCACAUCUCUGCUGCACCUCCUUUUCAGAUCUCCAAAGAUUUCCAUGGCACUGACAAUCCUAUUCCACUUUCACCACAGUGGCUUCUGCCAAAGUCUGGGGAGAGUAAACCUGCAAUAGGAACUGUGGAAAACCAUGUGAUCUCAACUCCACGAAAUGGCAAUCGCUCAGAGAUGGUUAAAAUGUCUGGAAAUGGAGAGGAUGUGAAUGAUGGCCAUAAGCGAAAGGAUGUCUUUCGGCCAUCCAUGCUUGACUCUGAAAGUGGACGCCGUGACCGUUGGCGUGAUGAAGAGAGAGAUACUAAGUCCUCUUUACACAAGGAUAGUUGGAGGAAUGGAGACAAAGACCUAACUGACACUCGGAGAAUGGAUCGGUGGAGUGAAAAUCCAUCGACAAGGCACUUUGGAGAAACACGUCGUGGCUCAUCUGAUAGAUGGAAUGAUUUAGGCAACAAAGAUACAAACUUUGAACAGCGGCGUGAAAGUAAGUGGAACACACGCUGGGGACCUGAUGUAAAGGAGCCAGAAGGUCUUCGUGAAAAAUGGAGUGACCCUGGUAAAGAAGGGGAUCUGGAUGUUGGCAAGCGAUUGUCUAACAUUUCCAAUCUUGUUAAGGAUGAAAAGGAAGGGGAUCAUUAUCGGCCAUGGAGACCUAACUUCUCACAAAGUCGUGGAAGGGUAGAGCCUACCCAGCAUCAAAAUAUGAUGCCAAACAAACAAGUAGAGUCUAAACCAUUGUCAUACGGGUGGGCCACUGGGGAGGAUACCCCACCAGUCAUUGCUUUUGGGCGCGCACGGUUUGGCUCUGGCAGUAACUCCAUUAAUAACACAUAUAUGGAUUCUCAAUACCCUGGAACUUUAUUGGAUAAAGUUGAAAGUGAGCAUGUAGAAGCUCGUUCCUUUAGAUAUAGCAGGACAAAUUUACUUGAUGUGUACAGAGUUGCUGAUAUGCAUAGAAAUAGAAAACUAGUAGAAUUUGAGCAGGUACCUUCUAUUACACAGGAUGAACCAUUGGAGCCUCUAGGUUUUUGUGCUCCAAAUUCUGAGGAACAGUCUGUAUUAAAUGAUAUUGACAAAGGGGAAAUAAUUAGUAGCAGUGCACCUCAGGUGCCAAAAGAUGGACGGAACUCAACAGAAUUUACACAUUCAAGACGAACCAAGCUUGUAAAUGCUCCUUUCCAAGAUAGAGUUGAAGAUAAUGGUUCUUACAGAAUGGUUGAUGAGGUGCCUAGUAACAGAGAAUCAACCAUUGAAGAAAGUAAUUCUGUUCAUCCUGAUGCUACAUGGUGUGAGACACCACUAGGUCAUGCUGGCACAGUUGUGCAUGAAAGCAGAGAUGUGCCCUGUGAUAUUAAAUCAAGAAACCCAGAUAUGAGCUGGUCACACCAGACAAAAGAUACUCAUGCUCAGUGGGACCGUAAUUUGGAUUAUUUAUCUGAAACCAGAGAUGCGGCUAAGUGGCAAUCUUGUGGAGAUCCCAUUAAAAGGCAGCUAUCUGGCAUUUUGGACAAUGAAUUUGAAUCCAGGAGAGUUCAACAAACUUGUCCAGAGGAGUUAUCACUCCUAUAUAAAGAUCCUCAGGGUCACAUUCAGGGCCCGUUUAAAGGAAUUGAUAUUAUUAGUUGGUUUGAGGCUGGUUACUUUGGUAUAGAUUUACCUGUUCGUCUGGAAAAUGCAGCAUCUGACUCACCAUGGUUGCAACUUGGUGAUGCCAUGCCCCAUUUACGAGCUAAGGCACAGCCACCACCUGGAUUUUCUGCAGCAAAACACGACUCUACAGAGGCACUUGGUCGGCAAAACUCCAGUACCUUUGGGAACAUGCAUACUGGUUUAAGUGAGGUGGAGAGGCUGAGAAAUGAUUCUAUGCAUAGGAGUUCUGGCACAGAAGCUGAAAAUAGGUUUUUAGAGUCACUCAUGUCUGGUAGCAAGAGCAGUUCCCCACUUGAUUGUUUCACAUUAUCGGAAGGUUUGCAAGGGUUUCUCAGUAAUAAUUCUGGUAAUUUGGGCUCAUCAAAUAGUGGAAACAACCUUUACUUACUGGCCAAGAAGAUGGCAAUUGAACAGCAAAGAUCCUUGUCAACUCAUCCUUAUCCAUACUGGUCAGGGAGGGAUGCAGCACCUGCACCCCUUCUGCCAAAAUCAGAAAAUUUUCCAAAUGCACCACUGCAUUCAAAUAUCUUGUCUUCUUUUAGUGACAAUCCUCGUCAGCUUCAGCCCCAAAAUUCUGAAUUGAACUCAAUAAUCCAAGGAUUGUCUGACAGGUCGUCCACAGGCUUAAAUAGUGGUAUUGCUGGAUGGCCAAAUUUUCAUUUGCAAGGUGGAUUGAAUCCCCUUCAGAAUAAGAUUGACUUUCAUCAUGAUCAAAAUUAUGUUCAAAUGCCAUUUGGAAUUCAACAACAAAGACUACAAACACCGAACCAGUUGCCCUUGAAUAACUUAACUGCUCAAACUUCAGAUAUUCCGUCUAGUAUUUUGACAGCAGAGAAAUUGCUUUCUUCUGGUUUAUCCCAAGAUCCCCACAUGUUGAAUAUGUUGCAGCAGCAACACUUGCUGCUGUUGCAUUCUCAGGCAACUGCUUCUUCACAACCAACUUUGUUAGAUAAACUUCUAUUACUAAAGCAGCAACAGCAACAUGAGGAGCAACAACUGAUAUUGCACCAACAACAGCAACUGCUAUCUCAAGUGCUGCAGGAUCAUCAGACUCACCAGCGCCUUGGUGAUUUAUCUUAUCAACAGGUGCAGGGAGGUGGAAUACCAGUGGGGAAUUUGCAUGUGAAUGUUUCUGAAAUUCAACCACCAAAAGACAUUUUUUCCAUGAGUUCUCAGACACCAAUUACCAGUGUGCAUGGUGAGCUUACUACUAAUUCUUUGGAUUUACCUCUGCAAUUAAGCAAUCAGGACACUAGCGAUAAUAUAAACAGUGAAUCUUCUGCCAAUCUCCCUGACCAAUUAUUUGAGAACAUUGGUCCUCAAAAAAGCUGGAGUGCUACACUUCCUGAGCAAAUUAAUGACAAACACCAGAAUGAAACAUUGGAAGCAUCAAAUGCACAUAACAUAGUUAAAGAGGAACCCGAAAUUGCCCAUAAACCCCUUCCUUUUUCUCACUAUACUGCUAAAAUCAUGGAGCAGAUGCCAGACAAAACUUAUCCAGCUGAUGAUACUCAUGUGAGUGUAACUUCUGAGUCUGGUGAGAAUUCUCAACCAUUACAGCAUGUUACACCUGUUGUUCCUGUGUCUUCAGCUGGAUCUUGUGGUACUGAGUUACCACUAUCUAGUCAACUGAGUAUAAAUGUGGAGAUUAAAUCAGAUAGUCUUGUAGAGCAGCAGUGUGGAAGAGAGAGCUCAAAUAUUGAGCCCUCUGUGGUAGACGUGAGAAGUGUUGAAGCACUGGAACCCAAAAAGACUACUGAGAAGAAAACAAAGAAGCAAAAAUCUUCAAAAUCUCAGUCUUCUGAGCAGGCAAAGGGAUUUCCAAAAAAUGUUACUUCACACCAGUCAAAGAGAUCAGAAACUGAGAAGCCAAAUUAUAGUGAAAUUUUUUUGGGAGAAACCACCAAGGGUGAACCAGUCCAUGAGACAUAUCUGCAACAAACAAGUGGUAAGGGUAAACAAUCUACAACUGCUAAUGAUCAUCAAGAAGUUAAUGGUGUCCCUACUAAUACUUCAGGAAGUAUCACUGAAACAUGUGUUGGGAAUGAGUUGAAGGAAGUGAGUUUUGUUCCCACCCAGAAUACUGAAUUACCUUCAGGGAGAGCAUGGAAACCUGCUCCAGGUUUCAAAGCAAAAUCUCUCUUAGAAAUUCAACUGGAAGAACAAAAAAAGGCACAUAAAGAAGUGCUGGUGUCUGAGGUUGCUACACCUGUCAUUUCCAUGAGUUCAACAAGUCCCUCGGUUGGAGUUGUGGCCAAUCCAGACUCUAUGAACUUGUGUAAUGAUAGUCACAGAGAAGCAGAUAAUACUGAAUAUCUGGCUAAAUCUGAAAAAUCUCAGUAUAGUAAAACCAAGAAAAGCCCAUUACAUGAUCUAAUGGUAGAAGAUGUACCAAAAUCUAGUGAAAGAGAUGGCAUGGUUCCAGACAGUAUGAUCCCCUCACAAAAUAUAGCUGUUCAUUCUCAAUCGAAACCAAUAGAUGAAGGAGACUUCAUUGAAGCUAAAGACACAAAAAGAAGCAGGAAAAAAUCUGCAAGGUUGAAGGGUUCAGGGGCUAAGGUUUCAAUUCCUGUUGCUUCUAGCGAAAUGCCCAUUAGUUCAAGUCACAUUGAAAAGGUAAAAAGCUCCCCUUCUGCUCCGCUUGAGAAAGAACAACUGCCUUCUAUCCCUUCAGGACCCUCUCUGGGAGAUUUUGUUCUUUGGAAAGGAGAGCCAACAAGCCCAUCUCCUCCACCAGCGUGGACUGCUGAUUCUGGUAGGAUUCCUAAACCGACAUCAUUAAGGGACAUUCAAAAGGAGCAGGAGAGGAAGUCCGGUGCAGUUCUCCCAAACCAAAUGCCUAUCCCUCAGAAAUCACAGCCUGCCCAAGUUGCUCGGAGUAGCAGUUCUUCAUGGCCAAUUUCAACUUCAUCUCCAUCAAAAACUGUACCUUCUAGCCUGAUAAACUCUCAAGCUUCUCUGUCAAAAUAUAGAGGGGAUGAUGAAUCGUUUUGGGAUCCAGUUGAACAAUCUAAGCAAGAAAAUAAACAAUCAUGUUUCUCUCAGAUUGCUAGCCAGGGAAGUUGGGUUUCUAAAAAUGUCCCCAUGAAAGGUAAUUCACCUGGAUUACUGAGUCGACAAAAAUCUGGGAGUGGCAAACCAGUUGAGCGAUCUCUAUCAUUAUCACCUGCCUUUUCUCAGUCACUGCUAAAACUUAAAAAGGAUGCCAUGACUAAGAAUUCUGAAGCCAUGGACUUCAGAGUCUGGUGUGAGAAUGAAUGUGUCAGGCUUAUUGGGACAAAAGAUACAAGUUUCCUUGAGUUUUGCUUGAAGCAGUCCAGAUCUGAAGCAGAGAUGAUUCUCACAGAAAACCUGGGAUCAUAUGACCCUGAUCAUGAAUUCAUUGAUAAAUUCCUCAAUUACAUGGACUUGCUACCAUCAGAUGUUUUGGAAAUAGCUUUUCAAACUCGGAAUGAUCAGAAAGAUGUUGGAUCUGAAAAUACAGUUGUGCAAGAUACAGGCUACACUGACGGAUCCUUCGCAAAAGGUGGAAAGAAGAAAGGUAAGAAAGGAAAAAAAGUCAGCUCUGCAGUUCUUGGAUUCAAUGUCGUGAGUAACCGCAUCAUGAUGGGUGAGAUCCAGACGCUGGAUGACUAA
Messenger RNA from Sphenostylis stenocarpa, 5316 nucleotides. The record is from the annotation of a GenBank genome assembly. NCBI's taxonomy places the organism in Eukaryota, Viridiplantae, Streptophyta, Magnoliopsida, Fabales, Fabaceae.